Alligator sinensis (Chinese alligator) is the source of this 6784-nucleotide messenger RNA. It is a transcript of the gene SNRNP35, whose product is annotated as small nuclear ribonucleoprotein U11/U12 subunit 35. The transcript has a single exon. Gene Ontology annotation, biological process: mRNA splicing, via spliceosome. NCBI's taxonomy places the organism in Eukaryota, Metazoa, Chordata, Crocodylia, Alligatoridae. The record is from RefSeq and is a predicted model, not a curated record. Gene Ontology annotation, cellular component: precatalytic spliceosome; U12-type spliceosomal complex. Gene Ontology annotation, molecular function: snRNA binding; mRNA binding. The coding region runs from base 568 to 1377 and encodes 269 amino acids.
UACGAGCGGGAAGCCUGCCGGAGCUCCUUCCUGCCCAGUUGCCUUCCCCAGGGGGGUUCUGGACUGGAAACCCAUUGGAAAGGCAUUUCAGGCUGGGCCUAUUUUCAUUAAUUUUAGACAAAUCUUCAUAAGCUCUGCAAAGUCUAACGAAGCUUGAUUGUGAGGAAGUCUCUAGUUAACGUUCUUGAUAGUAAUUGGACAGCUGCCCUUCUGGGUCAGAAAGGUCCGUGUAGAGUAGGAGAAGAGGACCGGUAGUUGCAUGGAGGUUUGCAGUCUGCAUGAAGAGUUCUGUAGCAAGUCCUGGGUAGGGGGUUGUAGCCUCACCCUUUUUAGCUGUUAGUGGGCAGGUGCAUGCUGAGAAUUUGACCUCUCUGUGUCCCACGUGUUCUGCCAGUAAAAUGGGGAUCAGCCUGCCGUGGAGUGUAGACAGUCCAUUAACGUUUGGGAUUUCUGCGUGAAAGAGAAUUUCCAAGCAGGCUUGUUAGUGGUACUUUGCAGAGUGCACUUCUGCGUGCAGAACACCACCAGUGACUCGGAUAUGUCUGAUGCUUGUAUUCUCUCUAGAAAAUGAAUGAUUGGGCACCCAUAGCGAAGGAGUAUGACCCCCUUAAAGCGGGGAGCAUUGAUGGAACAGAUGAAGAGCCGCAUGACCGAGCCAUCUGGAGGGCCAUGCUGGCACGGUAUGUACCCAAUAAAGGGGUGGCAGGUGAUCCCCACCUCACCCUGUUUGUAGCGAGACUAAACCUACAGACCACGGAAGAGAAGGUGAAGGAAGUCUUUUCCCGAUACGGAGACAUCAGGAAGAUCCGCCUGGUGAGAGACUUGGUCACCGGCUUUUCCAAGGGCUACGCAUUCAUCGAGUACAAAGAGGAGCGUGCUCUAUUGAAAGCCCAUAGGGAUGCCAACAGGCUGGUUAUUGACCAGCAUGAGAUAUUUGUGGACUUUGAGCUGGAAAGGACCUUAAAGGGAUGGAUUCCCCGGAGGCUCGGAGGUGGCUUCGGGGGCAAAAAGGAAUCUGGGCAGUUGCGAUUUGGAGGACGGGACAGACCUUUCCGAAAGCCCAUCAAUUUGCCAAAUAUGAAAAGUGAUUUCUACGGAGAGGGAGCAGCGGAGAAGAGAGAGAGGAACUGGACUCGGGAUGGAACAAGGGACUGGAGAACCAGAAACCGAGACCACGAAAGGAGCAGGGACAAGAGAGGGCCAGAAAGGGAGCGAUCCUGGGGUUGGGGAGAAAGCGAGCGGGAGAGAGACCGGGACUUCAAAGAGGAAAGGAGCAGAGAGAGAGAGAGGAAGGAGAGAGACAGAAAAGACAGGGAGAGGGACCGGAGCAGGGAGAGAGACCCCAGGAAGCAGAGAGAUGAUGACAAACACAGGUAGAGAAAAAAAGUAUCUUUACCGAAGGUAGGCUGAACAGUAACAUGCUAUGAGUUUGGGCCUGGAGCCUGGCCUCUCUGUAAUAGCCUGAACUAAAAACUUCUGAACACACCCUUGAAUUGUGAGUGGGACUGAUCCCCAACCCCUGAAUAUUGUUCUCGUCUCUGGCUUAAAAGAAAGUAAUUGGGAUGCUGUGAGCUUCCACCUCCAGAGGGGCACUGAUAACAUAGUACCAUUCCCCAGGAAGUGGGGGAAGGUACAGUCUGGGUGCAAAAUGCCACAGGUCCAUUAACUACAGCAAACUUGGCUCUUCUCUCUGCCUUACUGUUCUGUAAAGGUUUUACUGGCAGUAAAGGUAAAUGAUUCCAGCAGUAAUUUGGCCUCUGGGCCUUUGAUAAACAGAGCAAUUUUGACAAGUCCCACAUGUUAAGUAACAGUUGUCUUUUCUUUGGUUUGUCUUGAGUUUUUCUCUUUUGCUACAUGUUAACAUAGUCUUUUUGUGGGAGCAAACCUUUCUCUUUCCUGGAGGCCAGGACUGGUGUAAUCAGUCACCCUUAAAGUAAAAGCAAAAUCAACAUUUCCCACAAACAGGAUAGAGCCCAAUUGUGUUAUAACACAAUCCCAUUUGCACAGUGGAGUUACCCGUGUAGACACACCCAUGUAUUACUUUAGGGUCAUAGGUUCAGCCUUGGCCUGUCCGUUACGCUCAGUUUGGAGCAGAAAAAGCUGCAGCAGGCAGCAGUCACAUUCCCAGCGCUCCAGAAAGAAGCUGGAAUGGCCAUCCCAAGCAAAAAUGCUAAGGCAGACCUUAGGAUAUUACUGGUUAUUUUAUUUUUUGGUCUUCAGAAAUUGUCUUUAAUUUGCUUUAUGUGUUUUAUGGAUGAGGAGGUAGGUGGGUAUGAGGAAAUAAAAAUUUGGGGAGAACAAUAACUUACCAAGGUCUGCAUAGUUUUGUUUUUAACAACAUUAAGGUAUUGUCAGUUGGUUGCCAGUUGUCUCAUACUCUAUUGUAUAUAGAAAAUUAAACCUUUUCUGUUUACUGUUCUUAGCCAAGCCAUAUCUGUUAGCAUUCUGUAAGGAACAUGUGAUGUGCAGAUGUGCCUGCAUUCCCACCUGCUGGGUCAGUGGGAUGUGAAAUGAAUGUGUGCCCAGUUGGUCCAGCUCUUUAGAGAAUGGGUCAUUUGUAUGCAAGAUUGCAGAGUGCUGAACUGUUUCCUAAAUGCCAGGGGGUCACAUCCAGUUUGAAAGUCAGAGCCCUCCAUGUGAAGUUCUCUAUUGAAGAAAUAUCUGUAAAAACCUGCCAUGGGGAUUUUAAAAAUGUUUCAUGCAUUUGGAAGUGAUUCACUUACUUGAGAAGCAUUAAGAUUGAUUAGCAAUAUGCACCCUUGACUCAUGCUGAGGGUAGUUAUAGGCAAACGUGCAUUAAGAAAGCUCUCUUUUCAUGCGUGGUCUUUCUCCCUUCUUUUGUUCAAGUCUCAGUUAACCAGCACAACUUACAGCCUCUCACUGUAGAUAUAAAUAAGGGAAGAUUUGUAGGCAAAGCUUCCCUUAUUUAUAAGGGAAGAUUUAGAUUUAGUUUAUAAGAUAAAGAUUUAGUUACAGUUACAGUUUAUCUUUUAGAUAAAGAUUUAGUUACAGUGACUAGUGGCUAAUUUCCACUAGUCACUGUAACUAUAGCACAUCCCAAUAGAAAGUCCAUGGAGAUUUCCCAGUAGAAGCAAAGUAACGGGAUAUUCAUCCAAAUACAUUUUUUGUUUUGUUUUUAGAGCCCUAUUCUAGUUUUCAGGGGAAUGUUGCUAGGGGAGCAGACAUGCUGAGUGCUACCCAACAGUCACAAAGCCAGUGAAACACUUUUGUUCCCCACAGCUGGCAUUAAUUGGUGCUAGAAUGAUGCAACUUGUCUAUUGUCCUGCCUUGUCCCCUGCUCUCUCUGUACUUGCUCUUUAUUGCUGAGAAAGCACAGCUUCAGGGGUUCCUAUUGUGCAAAGCGGCAAAAGGCUCUUCUGUGCCACACAUACUGUAGAGUCAGGAAAGCUGGCUGUAACAAUUAAAAGCUCUAGUGGAGGCAGAGCCAAAACAUGAUACUCUUUUACACAGUUAAAUCCUAGUUGGUUCAGGUUUUUAGCUCAGUUUUGGGAAAUGGGGCACCAUACGGUUAAACCACAACCAUUCAUAUCUGAACUGGUUCCCAACUCUUUUACAAAUGUCAUAUACACAGAGAGACUCCCUGGGCCAGAAAUGAUGUAUUCUGCAUCCAGCGUAUUGAUGUCAUAAAGGGGAAGGCUCAGUUGAGAACGCACCAGCAACAGUUUUCAUAAAUAUUCUUGGUAGUACCAAUUCACACGCAGCCUAGAGAAGGCCUUAGCCCAUGGCUGCACGCUACAUACACUUCAGCUAGGAUUUUCCUGUACUCAUGCUCCCUGGUGUUCAGGCCAGCUUUGAUCUGAGUGCAAAUGCAUUAGUGAAACCUCUGUGCUAGCUUAAAUGCCAAGCUCUGUCCACAGGGCCAUUCCAGAACUGGGGAUGGGUGUAGCACAGGGUGGCUUUACCAGAUUUCCUUGUAAGACACAAAAGGCAAGUCAUUCAGAAAUCUUUAUUAAAAGUGAUUUAUUAUUGAACCAAAGAAACCUCCAGUAUCUUGCACUCCAAUUACAGGACUGCUCUACCUCUUGCCUGAUAAGACUGUGACCUUUUAAAAGAAGAGCAUUUACUUGAAUAUCAAGAAGCCACAUGGCAGAGAUUUAACUCUUUGACUGCUCAAAAUGUACAGCUCUUGCCCAGGAAGCCUCCUUUCAAAUGACCACCCUGUCUGAGCACAGUAGCUGAAAGUUUCCAGUCUGAGGAUCAGGAAUGAAAAGGUUAAUGUUAGCAGUACAAGAGCAAUUAGAUUAUGGAGGUAACAGCCAUGGAGAUGAAUGGGGGAAGUUCUAACUGCUUAGUGCUAUUGUGUCAGAUGGGCUGCAGCCCCAGCUCAACAAAAGCACAUUAGCAUUGGGGCUUGAGGACUAGCUUUACAAGCAUUAUGUCUAGAAACUUCCUUUUUCAUAAAUAAGCCUAUGGUACUGGGCAAAUUAGGACAGUCUGUAUUUCUAUUGUCCUAGUUCAUCAUUCUUAAUCAGUUUGGAAAAUGGUUUGCUUAUUCAGGUGGUGAAUCUGCUACAUUCUUGCACUGCUUAAUAUUGCUCUAUCUGCUGCUAAAGUGCCAGACAACAGCUCUAAACUGUGCUACAAGGAGUUACAGAAACAGCUCACCAUGGCAUGCAUGUCACCCCAGGAUCUAGUACAAACUCUGGACUUGGAAAGAAUAACAGUGGUCUGGGUUUAUCACUUGUUCCUGGUUCAAGACAAACUCACACAAUGGUUAGCUCCAGAUUAGAAUGCUUUACUAGCAGAGGAAAAUCUCAGCAGUUUGGGGACAGAUCUUUUCCAAAGUUAAAGGAUGGAAGUAUUAGAGAUUAGUAUGCACUAGAAUCUUUUUCCAGCUUUCACUUACCUUAGCAACUGCACGGUACGGUAGCACUCUUCCUAAUUACGCUUUUUUUUUUUAAUAUUUUGGAAAUUGUGGAAAGCAUUACGUUAACAUUUUCCAAGUUUAGGGUAAGGGCCUACAUGCAAAUACAGCUGCUUGCUUCAUCCAGGUUUUAAAUAAGGAGCAAUAUUUCUACCACCUAAGUGUGAGGUUUGGAUCUGUCAGUGUUCCUAAAUCCGGUUUUGUUUCUGUAGCACUGCCUUCACAAAGUGCUAGUUUUAGACAUUAUCACCAUCUCAAAUAUAGAAACAUUUUGAGCAAGAGAACCAUCGCCUUUCCCCUGCCUUAAAAGGAACUUCAACAUGAUUUAGAGGCUGAAGUUUAAAACACCUGUCCCUUUACUGGACCAGAACUAGUCUGAGGGUUUCUGAAUGAGCUGGGUACUUAGAUUCCCCACAAGCAAGGCAUGGUUGGGGAGGUGCCUCGUCAUCAGCCAUGUUCAAGCCUGUUAAGAGUGGAUUGUGAUUUAGGAUUGGUUUCAGCUAAGGAGCUAUAUGCACUCAAAAGAAUCAAUCAUAGCAGGAGUCUAUAUUAGUUAAUUUUAUCCCUUUUUCCUCCUCCUAUGUGCUGAUCCUAUAAUGGGGAAAGACACAGCUCCUACCUAAAGCAUGUUAAGCUCUGCUCUGUUCCUGGCUAGUCCACUUAUGGUACCAAACAGGACAACAUUUAACUCCUGUAGCAACAGAGUUUUCCAAUGCAGCUCUAUUUAGAGAGAGGCUGCAUAUGGACUCCCUGGCUUACAUUCCCAGAAAUGUUUUUUACUCCACAAACAGUGGUACUAAAUGAUCCUGUGGACUCCGAGAACCCGAGGGGACAGUGCUUCCCUACAGCUUGCUACAUUCUGAGCCCUGUCUACAUGCUUCCCUACUGGUUCAGGUCCAGUAACAUUGGGUGUUGUAAGAUGAACAGAGCAGUGCCUACCACUUUUGCUACUGCAAUUUAGCAAAACAUGAGAGCAGGUCUAUUUACCAUAGUGUCUAAAUGCUAACAAUGGCUCCUAGCCCAUCUCUGCUAGAGCUUAGGACUUUAAAGUAACUUCUUUUCCCUUCCUUUCAGUGUAGGCAACUGCUAACACUGUAGAUAUUUCUCCCGCAGGAUUAUGUUCUAGUACAGUUCUUUAAUUGUAUAGCUGAAGCCAAGCAAGGUUUAACGUCCUUUUUGGUAAGGAAUAGUCAGUUUGGGCAUGCGUCCACACUUCCCCACCCCCAAAUUACUUAAGUAGAAUGGACAAGGCCUCUCAUGCAAGGAGAAGAGUAUGGCAAAGAUUUUCUUCUCCAGAAGUGGGGGAGAGAGAGAGACAGGCAGACAGACAUGUCCAUGGUGGUGCGAGUAAUGGUUCUGGCUGCAGUUCUUCCAUAGGACUCUGCUGUCAAUGUUCUUGUAGCCAUAGCAUCAUUCAUUCACAUACAGUUAGAUUGCAGUUAGGCUUGCAGCAGAAACUGUGGAUCUAAAUCUGACAUUACCCCACAUCAACUGCCUUCAGCUGCAGGAUUGUCAUGAUCAAGUUCAGCUCCAGUCCUGCAAGCUGUUCUCUAUGACGGUAUGCCCACACAGAGGCUUACCAAAAUAGUGUUGUGUAGCUUGCAAUGAAAUGAGAGGCUCUAUUCGCUCUGUGCAAAAUUUUAGCUAAGUCUGGAAGGGGGAAGAGUUGGAUUUGGCACUCUCUCUACCAUAGAAAAAAGCUGUUCAUGUCAGCGAGCUUAAAAAACACCCUUUUCUACUAAACAGUCUUCAAGUUGGGAGCAAAAGUUCAAUUAGUGUUGCCUAUGGCUUUUUUAAAGCCUUUUGUAGAAAUAAGAGCCACUUCACAUACAGCAGCAAUCUGGUAAUAAGAGGGGCCUGGCAGAGAAGAGUCUGGUAAGAAGGGAAAAGAAAAAAAAA